Glarea lozoyensis ATCC 20868 is the source of this 2979-nucleotide messenger RNA. RefSeq names its product Zn2/Cys6 DNA-binding protein. Gene Ontology annotation, biological process: DNA-templated transcription; regulation of DNA-templated transcription. The transcript is spliced from 5 exons. The record is from RefSeq and is a predicted model, not a curated record. Gene Ontology annotation, molecular function: DNA-binding transcription factor activity, RNA polymerase II-specific; zinc ion binding; DNA binding. Lineage: Eukaryota; Fungi; Ascomycota; Leotiomycetes; Helotiales; Helotiaceae. The coding region runs from base 1 to 2979 and encodes 992 amino acids.
AUGCUAGUUGAUCGAUAUGGUGUGAAGCUUCGUGUAAUACUACUAUCUCAGGUACCAUCUGCCAUAACUCAUUGGCUUCGAUCGCCUUUUCAGUUAGCGACCUUAUCCGUUAGUCAAUGCCUCCACAUUGAGUCGACUAUCUCAUCAUUCGCCCCUCCUCAGCUUUUAACAGCUAUCAAGAACCUCUUCGCUCUACAAAUUCCGAAAGACUUUCGAUAUUCUCGAGAAGAACAUGGUUGGUUGCUUCUGUACCUAUUGUGGAAAGAGCUUCACUCGAAAGGAACAUCUGGAAAGACAUAUCCCAAGCCGGACCUUCUCCAAAGACACCAAGCUAGUUACCACGAAGUCCAAGAUACAAUGCAGAACACUCCAGGAAGAACAACGCAGAUGGCACGGAGGACACCAAUUGCCUGCCUGAACUGUGCCAAUGCAAAGGCUGGGUGUGAUAAAAAUGUUCCUUGCACUCGAUGUUACGAAAAGAACUUGCCAUGCGAGGCUCGCUAUGCUCGUCGAAUUUCGAAGGUGGCAGUUCGUGCAGCGGCAUCUGGUCCAAUCUCGCCAGUAAAUGAUAGGAUGCCACCGCAGUUAAGACAGAUAGACGUGAAUAUGGGGGGUAGUCCGUAUGGAGAUCCCCAACUUAUUUCGCCAAAAAAUACCAUGUACCAGCAAGCCCUUCCGACCCCUGGAAACGAUCUGCCAUUCUCAGACGCCAGUCUCUUCGGAGCAGAUCCUUCGUUAGACAGUCAUGGAUUAAUGGACUUUGGCGAGAACUUUAAUAGCAGCCCAAAUAUCGACUUCCAGGAUUUCUUGUCGUGGGGUGGUGAAUACCCAAUGGUCUUGGAUAACUUCAACAACACCAAUCUUCCAUCACAUAUCGAAAACUUCGACAUGCCACCUUGUGAGUUAAGUGAAUCAAAUUCAAGUUCCUAUGGUCGACAAUCCAGCUCUUCCCGCGCUUCAGUCUCAACAGCACACACUAGACAUUCAAGUAAUGCUUGUCCGACACCAGCAUUAUCUCCAUCCGCCGCCAAAGGUUCCAUUGAUCCAAGAAUCCAGUCCGCAUCAAUCUCAGAAUUCGAAGCUGUCGUUGCGGCGGAGGAUGCAUGGCCGCUCGCCCGGUGCAAUAAACCAAUUUUCUCCGACACAUGUCCUCGCACCGCAAUUGUUCAUCUAGAGACACUUGAACACAAUUCCCAGAAUCUCGUGGCCUGGUCCUCGUUAAUCGACAACCAAGAACUGAUAUCCGGACCACAAUCAUCGAUUUCCAUUGUACCUUUGAAUCCAGCAACCCGAGAUAAAAUCCUAGCCAUCACCCAAAGCUUCCUGCACAAGGCUCUCAGCACACACCGAAGUGGUUUCGGCUGGCCCAAAUCAUCUUCUGGUCAUCCAAGUCCAGGCGGCGGCUUCAGCUUUCUUGUCCUUCCUCCUGCCGAAACCCUAGAAUAUUUCCUUCAAAAUUAUGUUCGAAGUCUAACCUCAUAUUUCUCGUUGGUUAAUGGCGGAACGGUAGAUCCAAAUGAAAUGAUGGCGAAUAAUCAAGCUUCUACCUUACUCCUUCUGUUGAUGAUCGCGCAGGGAGCGUGUUGCCUAGCAUCGCCGGAAGCAAGACAACUUACAGCCGGUCUGACUGAAACAUGUCGCAUAUCUCUUUUCGAUCUCGUCGAAAAAGAUGUUGAGCUAUCUGCAGAUUGUACCGUUUUGAGGUGUGCUUUGAUCUGGACCUUGCUUUCUGCAUGGCAAGGAGAUAAGUGGCAUAUGGAUAUCGCAAUGGGACAGAGGGGAAUGUACUUGGCUAUGCUCAAACAUUCCGGGAUGAUGGAGCCUCAACCUCCGUUCAAUCCCGUCUUCGAUAACAGCACCAGUAAAGACCUCCAAUGGCGAACCUGGGUAAAAAGAGAGACAAAAAUUCGGCUAGUAUAUAACUGGGUAAUGGUCGAUCAAGAACUGUCAUUGUUUCACGAUACCCCUUGUGUUCUUUCCACCACCGAAUUACAAACACCGAUACCGAGCGAGGAAAACCUCUGGCUCGCGAGAGACGCCGAUGAAUGGCUCGCUGCCUUUUAUGCUUCCAAAGACCGACCCGAGAGAAGAGCCUCUCAGCCUGGCAGCUCAAACUCCUACUUCGCUCCAUCUAUAGGAGACCUUUUCCAAGAUUUGCUUCACGACAACAUCCGUGCCCCUGGACAUAUUAGUCCUCUUCAACUUAAGCUUCUUCUUCACCCACUUCACUCCCUAGUCUCUCACCUCCGCCAUGUCUUGACAUGCUUCUCUGACGGUCCAAGCUCCCAUCGUGGAAGCCGGACCAUCACCAAAGCUUCAACAAUGUCAAGACUUGAGGAGGUUCAGUCCUUAUUACAGAAGUGGUAUGGACUUUGUGUUUUCCAUGCUAACGAUGACUCGGUCUCUCCUAUCAUCCAGGAGAACUUGGUUCUCUACCAUCUUAUCAGCUUGAAUGCUGUCACCUCCUUCCCCGACAUCGAACGUGUAGCAAGAAAGGAAUUUGCGUCCGAUCCCACCGCAAACACGCCAUCCUUCUACAAGCGAUGUAUCUACCGACGAGAGGAGGCAUUGUUCCAUUGCGGACAAGUUUUCCGCUUGAUCAACGCGAUGCCAAAGCAUUGCCGACCUCAUUGGUGGUCCGCGGCUGUCUACAGAGCUACUAUGAUCGUUUGGGUCUACAGCCUUUCACAGGCAGCAGCAGGGUCACACAAGGCAGUGAACGAGACAAUCUUCGCCAUCGAUGCGGUGACGCCUGAACACCCGUCGGUGACUUCAUAUCUUUGGAAUGGCGAAGGACUUCCCGUGUUGAGCAGAAAAGACGGUGGUGUGACGGCCCUCGAUCAACCAGGGCCGGUGUUGAAACAUUGUGCAGACCUUCUCACGGAAGGCAUCUCUAGCAGAAUGUCUGAUGGUAUUAGAAGGAAGCUUCAGACAUUGCACAAGAAUUGGUGUUUUGAUACCCCUGAGGGUUUUGCAUGA